GCAUUGGCCGCAGGAUGAUGUAUUCAUUCCAUAUAGAAAACUCUUCCCCACAAGAACAGCCAAGAGGACCAAAACCGAAACGUCUCAAGAUCAGUGUUGCAUGUAACGUUUGUAAAGCCAAGAAAACAAAAUGCGAUGGUGCUAGACCAGUAUGCGGGCCUUGCUCGAAGAGGAAACAAAGUUCGGAAUCAUGUAUAUACCGCGAGGCUGAUCGAAUCUCUCCCUCAUCGGGUAAGCAUUCAGAUACAGCCCGAGAGAAAGUUACGAUCGACAGCGACCUCUGUAACACUGAACAGCCAAGACACACUAGGUGUCCAAACAACUAUUCUCAAGAUGAAGGUAACGACGAGGAUAGCUUGCACGGCGGGUUCGUACCUGACGGUAGUCUUUUUGGCGCACCUAGAGGGUCGCAUAUCUUGCAUGAAGUUGGAAACGCCUCACGCCCCAAAAGAAGUUUUGAGAAUAUAGGGAAAGAAAGAAGUCGAAUCUUGCCUCGACCACUCGAAAGGUUACCGAAGUUACAGAAAAAGGACUCUGGCAGAGAAUCCUCUGAGAUGCAGUUUGUUCUUCCUACAAGGAAGGUGGCCGACAACUUGCUGAGUCUAUAUUGGGAUUAUGUGGAUAACGCCUACCCCUGGCUCGACAGAUCGUCUAUCGAAAACGCAUACGAGGCGCUGUGGAUUAAAGAUGGAGAAUUGCCUAUGAACGAGAGGGCUUUGCACUGCAUCCUCAAUAUCAUAUUCGCCAUAUCUUGUGUUGUUUCUCAGACCCAAACACCUCUCUCUCAGUAUAAAUCCUCAGUUACUUUUUUUGAGAGAGCUCAAGGGUUAAUGUCCUACGACCUCAUGGAAGUGUACAAUUUCGAAAUCAUUCAAAUCCUAUUGCUUACAGCCGUGUAUCAUCAACAUGACAAAAUGCCCCAGAAAUCCUUCCGAAGCAUUGGCAUGGCGAUUCACGUUGCACAGGAUCUAGGGUUGCAUUUACCUGCAACAAUCGAAUCUAUCAAUGACUCCCGCGAGCGGGACCUUGCGUGUCGGGUUUGGAAUGGGUGUAUUAUCAUGGAUAGGAUUGCUUCCAUGACUUUUGGCUGCGCACCUAAAGUUCCCCAAGCCGUUGCAAAACAGGGACUGGAAACUUUGAUGCUACACUCAAUGGAGUUCGGCGGCACUGGGAAUAUGAAUCUACCCUCGAAGGCGAAGUUUUACAUAUCAUUCUGUCGACUACAUCACAUCAUAGGAGACGUGUUAGAAAACUUUUAUAAUCCCAGUGAUUCCAAAGCCGACCCUGAUUCCAGGAGAGAUUCCACUGGUGUGAAAUCAAGCUCGCCAUUAUCCUUUGAGAAAUUCACGGGCCUGUUUAGAAUUGAGUCAGACCUGUAUAAUUGGACUGAAAGUCUUCACCCAUAUUUCCGAAGGCCAUCGGAUCUUGAAGACCCAACGCCGACGAAGCAUAUCACACGUCAAGCAAACGUUUUGCGCGCCCGAUAUCUUUCCGUCCGGCUCCACCUUUUCAGGCCGUUCCUAUCACAGGUGCACCAUCGAAAGGCAGACAAUGCUCCCGGGGUUAAUUUGUACUCGGAAGAUCAAAUCAUUGAAAAUGUGGUGUUUCAGUGCCAAAUUCAGUGUGUCAAAGCUGCUGAAGACAUGAUAGAUUUCAUCAUCACCAAUCUACCGGAGCACACGCAGGCGUAUAUUUUACCAUCGAACUGGUACACUGUCUCAUAUAUAUACAUGGCGGUGACUAUUCUGCUUGCAGCACAAAUGUCACCACAGAUAGUGGAACAUUUUUCUCUUGCUCGAUUGAAAAACAUUUUACAGCAGGCUCGUGAAAUUUUGAAAGAGUAUCAACAGAACACUGUAUUGGCUUCGCAAUGUAGCUCCGUUCUCAAGUUGAUCCAAGAAAAUAUUGAUAUGCGCAGCUCUGAAACAGACUGCACUGCUGGAGAAGGUCCGCAAGACGCAAUCAACCAUGACAACACAAUGAUUCAAGGCGCAACCAUGGAAAUACAAGAGCCUCAAAACAAUCUAGAAAAGUUGGGCUGGCUCGAGAAUAAUGCGUUUGACUGGAAUGACUGGCCUUUAUUUUUUGCACAGCUGAACGAGGCAAUUAGUCCAGCUGAAAGAUGGGAAAUGCCAAUAUAAACUCGUCAAUCCAGAAUAUAAGAACUUUC
Aspergillus wentii DTO 134E9 is the source of this 2170-nucleotide messenger RNA. RefSeq lists its product as uncharacterized. Lineage: Eukaryota; Fungi; Ascomycota; Eurotiomycetes; Eurotiales; Aspergillaceae. The coding region runs from base 15 to 2141 and encodes 708 amino acids. The record is from RefSeq and is a predicted model, not a curated record. The transcript has 6 exons. Gene Ontology annotation, molecular function: zinc ion binding; DNA-binding transcription factor activity, RNA polymerase II-specific; RNA polymerase II cis-regulatory region sequence-specific DNA binding. Gene Ontology annotation, cellular component: nucleus. Gene Ontology annotation, biological process: positive regulation of transcription from RNA polymerase II promoter by galactose; DNA-templated transcription.